AUGACUCCUCGCGAUAACGGAAAGGGCCCCUUCUCGUGGCUCGGAAAUUCAGGCGACCAGCCAUCGAAAGAUUCGCCUGAGGACCUUGCUCGCUCAGGUGGAGGCAACGUCGCAUCAACUUAUCGACUGGGAGCCUUUGGAAGCAAGCGCAAGUCUAUGUCAAACUCCAAGGGUGACCAGGAUUUCACAUCGUCGGUGGGGCCAGCCAGCGCAGCAAGGACACUAGGAUACCACGACCAGUCCAGACGUGGAGCACCCCAGUUUUCUCCACGCCAGGGCCACCCCAACCAACAGCAGUCCGGGCCAGGCUGGGAACCUCACGUUUCGGUGUUUAUGGAUGAGAUUUCCUUGGACAGCUUUGUGCCGUCAGACACACCGCCCAAGAAGAGCCACCAUGGAGGACUUUACAACAAAGGACGCAGUAGGGACGGUCGCGCUUCGCCAGCUAGCGAUUUUGGCCGGUCGUCCAAUACUAGUAUGGUGACGCUACUGGCCCAGACAAACACCAUGACCAACUCGAGCUCAACGACGUUGUUUGGAGGAUUCAUGUCAAAGUCCAAGAACCACAACAGUUUCAAGAAGCUGAAUGAUUCGCAGGAGGAUUUGACCGUGGCCCAACAUCAGACGAUCACGGUGUCCGCUGGAGGAAAGGCGUACUCCAAGAGACCCAAGGACAAGAAGGUUGGAAAGAAGGGAGGUGGGGGUGGGAAGGGAGGUAACGGCGGUGAUGGCGGUAACUCGGAUCGAAAGGCCCUGUUCUCGAACGAGCGCACGCUGAUCCACUGGAUUAAGUUUGGAAUCCUCCUCGGCGCCAUGGCUCUGACGCUCUGCAAUUUUGGACGGAUUGGUUCGCUUGCAUUCUAUAUCGGAUCGUCGGUGUUGUUGCUGGCCAUGACGACGCUGGGCUAUGCUGUCUUGACAUUCCAUUACCGCGACCGGUCGUUGAGUAGACGAUUGAAGGUUGCAAUGGCAAAGAAGAAGGCCAAGCGCAACAAGAAGGGUGGCCCAAAUGCUGUUGACCCCUCGACGCUGAUUGCGGAAGAGGUUUGUUACUAUGAUCGGAAGGGACCGACCAUUGUCUGCUGUGUUCUUAUCUUUGUCUGCAGCAUCAAUUUUUAUCUGAGUAUGGCGAAUGGAGCGACGGUGAACGGUGGUGGGGGGUUGAGUUACUUCCACGUUAACGAUUUUUAA
Molecule: messenger RNA, 1191 nt
Organism: Linnemannia hyalina
Lineage: Eukaryota; Fungi; Mortierellomycota; Mortierellomycetes; Mortierellales; Mortierellaceae
Source: the annotation of a GenBank genome assembly